This is a messenger RNA of Arabis nemorensis, 501 nucleotides long. Lineage: Eukaryota; Viridiplantae; Streptophyta; Magnoliopsida; Brassicales; Brassicaceae. The record is from the annotation of a GenBank genome assembly.
AUGACCUCUAGCUCGACGGGAGAUCGAAGAUGGGGCACUACCAGAAGAAGUGGCAUGACUGUAUUAGGAAAGGUUGCUGUUCCAAAACCCAUAAACUUACCAAGCCAAAGGUUAGAGAAUAAGGGCCUUGACCCAGAUGUGGAAAUUGUUCCGAAGGGAACCCUCAGCUGGGGAAGCAAAUCAUCGCUGAAUGCAUGGGGUUCAUCGUCGUUGUCACCGCAGACUGAUAGUGGGGCUGGUUCGCCAACCCACUUCAGUAAUCGCCCUUCAUCUGGUGGAACUGGCACACGACCAUCAACUGCUGGUAGUGAUAAUGCGCAUGACUCUUCCAGUGCAUGGAAUUCAAACUCUCGGCCGUCAUCAGCAUCUGCUGUAUUACCAUCUACUCAGAUAUCACUUGCUUCACAGCGUCCACAUAGCGCGGAAACAAGACCUGGGAGUUCCCAGUUAUCCCGCUUUGCUGAAGCUGGACCAGAGAAUUCAUCCUCAUGGGAAGCAUAA